AUGACGCCCUACCACGAAGGCUUCGAACUCACCGCGCAGGAGCACCGGCCACUCUCCGACUAUGGAACCACGACCCUCCGGUUGCGGGUGGCCCAAGAGCUGCAGGUUGGGAUUGGACUUGCCGCCCAGGUGAUGGUGGUCCAAGAGAUAAGAGACAAGAGUCAUGGUCCUCACGGUCAUGAGGAGGCGAGUCACGCUAGCGAGGGCCAGCUGGGCCCCAGGAUGGUUGCCAAGCUGUUUGAUGCGAAAUACCUUGACCCUUACGACCACCCCCCCAGCUAUGCGAAUCGCCAGUAUGUGCGGGAAACUUCAGCCUACGCUUAUCUGAUCCGCCACGGCCUGGGGAAGCAUAUUCCAAAGUUCUAUGGCUCGUGGUCUACGAUGAUCGCGGACACCCAAGGUCGGCAGCGAUCGGUCCGGCUGGUCCUGACCGAGUACAUCGAAGGGAUGGAUAUGGCGCACCUGCGGCCGGCGGACUUCUCGACAGAAGAACGCAAGGAUCUGAUACGCCAGGUGGUAGAAGCCGACACGCGCUUCUAUGCCCUAGACUUGAGCCAUGGCGACUUGUUCCCGCGGAAUGUCAUAGUGACUGAGACGCGGCGGGUUGUAAUCGUUGACUUCGGGCUGGCCGCGAUUGGUCGCUCUGCCUGCGAUAUCUACGACUUCGAGGACACCGAUGAUCUGCUAGAUGGAAGAUACAUCAGCCCUAUCGUGCGCUGGUGGCGCACCGAUCACGCAAACGACGAGUGGGCCUUGUCCGGUUGGAUUACCUGGAGCCGGAAUCAGUGGCUGGCCGACACUUGGACUAGCGAUAUUCCCGGCAUCACGCCGGCCAUGCUGAAGUGGCUUCCGUAUUCUGAGCGUCAGAAGCCCUUCUUCUAUUUUUUGUUCCAUGGGUGUGAUCGAACAGCGCCCAACUGGUAUGUUGCUUAUAAAGACCAGACGCCUUUUUAG
Aspergillus aculeatinus CBS 121060 is the source of this 954-nucleotide messenger RNA. RefSeq lists its product as uncharacterized. Gene Ontology annotation, molecular function: protein kinase activity; ATP binding. The record is from RefSeq and is a predicted model, not a curated record. The transcript has a single exon. The coding region runs from base 1 to 954 and encodes 317 amino acids. Gene Ontology annotation, biological process: protein phosphorylation. NCBI's taxonomy places the organism in Eukaryota, Fungi, Ascomycota, Eurotiomycetes, Eurotiales, Aspergillaceae.